This is a messenger RNA of Fusarium subglutinans, 1038 nucleotides long. Its product is annotated as hydrolase of the alpha beta superfamily. The transcript has a single exon. The coding region runs from base 1 to 1038 and encodes 345 amino acids. The record is from RefSeq and is a predicted model, not a curated record. Lineage: Eukaryota; Fungi; Ascomycota; Sordariomycetes; Hypocreales; Nectriaceae.
AUGAAGUCCAUCCUCAACUACGCUGCCCAAGGCAUCAUGGCCUUCGCAGUUGCAAUGCCAGCUUCUGCACAGAACCUUUCCUAUGGCGCCGACAACUUCUACCGGAGCGAAUCCGUCGCGAUCCAGCCCAUCCACUUCAACACUGUUUACAACACUACCAUCGUCGGUAAUCUUUUCACCGCCAGGAACACAAGCCGCAGCACAAACUCCCCCGCCAUUGUAGUCGGCCAUCCCAUGGGCGCAGUCAAAGAACAAUCCGCCAACCUUUAUGCCACCAAGCUAGCAGAGCAGGGCUUCAUCACCCUUACCCUCGAUCUUCCCUUCUGGGGCAGAAGCGACGGCCCUCAGAAUCUCGUGUCGCCCGACUUUUACACCGAGGCCUACAGUGCUGCGGUCGAUCAUCUGGGUACUUACAACUUUGUUGAUCGCGAUCGUAUCGGCGCCCUUGGAAUUUGUGGCAGCGGGAGUUUUAUUAUCAACGCGGCCAAGAUUGACGCUCGCAUUCAGGCUGUCGCUACAGUUUCCAUGUAUGACAUGGGCACCGUGAAUCGCCAGGGCCUGAGAGGAGCUCUGUCGGUAGAGCAGCGUAGAGCAAUCAUCGCCAAUGCGUCACAGCGGCGAUGGGCUGAAGCCGACGGAGCUCCAACUGCAUACACCGGCGGGACUCCGAGCGAACUCACAAGCCAGACUGAUGCUGUCUCUCGCGAGUUCUUCGACUUCUACCGCACCGUCCGUGGCGAGUUUACGCCCGAAGGCUGGCAGCGCAAUCAGACUACUCGCCCUACGCUCGUCUCCAAUGUCAAUUUCCUCAACUUUUACCCUUUCGACGACAUCGAGACCAUCUCUCCUCGCCCUCUUCUGAUCAUUUCUGGCGACCAGUCGCACUCUAGGGAGUUUAGCGAGAAUGCUUAUCGUGCGGCUGGUGAACCCAAGGAGCUUCAUUGGGUGCGCGGGGCUGGCCAUGUUGAUCUUUAUGAUCGUACUGAGCUUAUUCCUUUCUCUAAGCUGAGCGAGUUCUUCCAAGAAAACCUCGUUUAA